CCACUCAGCAGGCUCGGAUUCUAAUCAUCCGACCAUCCAGAUUUCCAGCCGUCCACUCGUCUCGCUCGCCGCCCGCGCCGCUCCUACUUGCCUCGCCCUUCCAUCGCCACAAACAGCGAGCGCGCUAACGGCGCAAGUGCGCGACAGGCGCCGAGGAUUGCGGCAGCGAAAUUCCAGCCCGCCCGUUAUCGACGCGAGAGCCCGCCAUGAUUCGAUGGGCGCUCCACGCCCGAGCCGCGAGCAGAAGGUCUCGACGCACGCUGGCGAAAGGUUUGCGAGGAGUGGCCUCGCCACGCGUCGCACGGCUGCUUUCCCCGCAACGGCUUAGUGAAACCCCCCCCACGCUGCCAGUGGCGACUCAGUUCCGCGCACCGUAUCAAUCGCCGCCCGUCCCCGCUGCGCCAGCCGCGUUUGCAGUUUCCUCCGCGCCGUUUUCCGUGAGGGCGGGCAGUGUUUCCGCCGUUGCUGCGCCCCGGUCGCGCUCCUCUCCCUCCGCCUCCGCCUUCUCCGCCAUCCCUGCCUCUGCCCGUUUCUCGACCGUCAAUCGCGCCCCUUCCGCUCCCUCCUCGCUCCCCGCCGCCUCAUACUUAGCCGCCGCCUCUUCCGCCAUUUCCUUAUCCGUCUCCACUGCUUCCGCCAAUUCCGCCGCCUCCGCCGCUUCCGCCGCUACCCCCGCCCUCGUCCCCAUCUCGACUGUCCUCGUGGCGAAUCGCGGCGAGAUCGCGUGCCGCGUGAUGCGCACCUUGAAGCGCCUCGCGAUCCGCUCAGUAGCCGUCUACAGCGACGCGGACCGCGACGCGCUCCACGUGCGCUCUGCUGACGUGGCGUUCCGCGUUGGGCCCGCCGCGGCGCGGGAGAGCUACCUGCGGGGCGACGCGAUUCUGGACAUCGCGGAGAGAUGCGGGGCGCAGGCCAUCCACCCGGGGUACGGCUUUCUCUCGGAGAACGCUGCCUUUGCUGCGGCGUGCCAGCAGCGGGGCGUGGAGUUCAUUGGGCCUCCGCCCAGCGCCAUACAGGCCAUGGGGGACAAGAGCGCCGCCAAGGAGCUGAUGACGUCAGCAGGGGUGCCGGUGGUCCCAGGGUACCAUGGCGAGGACCAAUCAGAGGGGUUCCUGGAGGAGGAGGCGCGGCGCAUCGGGUACCCGAUUCUCAUCAAGGCCACUCAGGGGGGCGGGGGGAAGGGCAUGCGCAUAGUGCGUCGUCCUCAAGACUUCCUCGCCAGCCUGGCGGGUGCAGCGAGGGAGGCAGCAGCGGCGUUUGGCAACGGGCGGGUGCUGCUGGAGAGAUACAUUCAGCGGCCCAGGCACAUCGAAGUGCAGGUGUUUGCCGACAAGCACGGCAAUGCAGUGCACCUUUUUGAGAGGGACUGCAGCGUGCAGCGCAGGCACCAGAAGAUCAUCGAAGAGGCGCCCGCUCCCGGCAUAUCCCCGGAGUUCAGGCGCCAGAUCUGUGCCGCUGCUGUCGACGCUGCCAAGGCGGUGGGGUACGUGGGGGCGGGCACGGUGGAGUUCAUCCUGGACUGUGACAGUAACGAGUUCUUCUUUAUGGAGAUGAACACUCGGCUCCAGGUGGAGCACCCUGUAACGGAGAUGGUGACCGGGCAGGAUCUAGUGGAGUGGCAGGUGCGCGUGGCCCGGGGGGAGCCGCUGCCGCUGAAUCAAGAAGACGUGCGCCUGACCGGCCACGCCUUUGAGGCGCGGGUCUAUGCUGAGAACGUUCCCAGAGGCUUCCUGCCCGCUGCGGGGCCGCUGCUGUACCUGCGGACACCGGAACCCUCUGCCUGUGUCCGAGUGGAGACAGGAGUGCAGGAGGGCGAUGACGUCAGCACCUUCUACGACCCAAUGAUAGCCAAGCUGGUGGUGUCAGCACCCAAUAGGAGCGAGGCGCUGCAGCGCCUGCGGCAAUCCCUGGGGCAGUAUGAGGUGGCGGGCGUGCCCACCAACCUGGCGCUGCUCCAGGCUGUCGCCUGCCAUGCGGGAUUCGAGCAUGCUGACGUGGACACGCACUUCGUGCAGCGGCACUACGACGAGCUGAUGACAUCACCGCUGGCGUCAGCAGGAAGAGGGGGGGUUGGAUUAGCAGGAGGAGCAGCAGCAGCAGCAGCAGCAGCAGAAACAGGAGGAGGGGGUAGAAUGGCAGGAGGGGAGGAAGCAAGGAGUGUGGCAGCGCCUCUAGGCGGUGUGGAGGGGGCAGCGGUGGCGGCUAUGGUGUGCCAGUGUGCGGUGGAGCGAUGGGGGGAGCAAAUGGACUGCUUGUUGUCCUCCCCCUCGUCCCCCCCUUCCCCUUCCCCUUCCCCUUCCCCUUGGUCCUCCGCCUCUGGCUUCCGCCCCAACUACCUCUACUCGCGCCCCUUUGCCCUCUCUCCCUGCCUGGGGGAAGGGUCUGGCGCGGAUGGGGAGGGUGAAGAGGGGGAAGAGGGGAAGGGGCGGAGGAAGGGGGGGAAGAGGAGGGGAGAGGAGAGGGAGGAGGCAGGAGGGAGGGGAUAGAGGGGUGGGUGAGGUACGAGAGAGAUGGGAGCUUCACUGUUGGACUGGCGGAUGGGAGACACGUGGCAGCGUCUGGUUGGGUGGUGGAUGGGGAGGGGCGGCGGGUGGAGGUGGAGGUGGGGGGGGAGAGGAGCCGAGUGUCGUUCUUCCAGCAUGCGAUGCCCGACAGCAUUGAGACGCACGUGUGGGUGGACGGCUGCCACCAGCAGUUCUCCACCGCAUGCCCCUCCAUCUCGCCCUUCGCCCUGGACGACCACGAUGAUGACGACGAUCAUCAUGCCCAUGGGCAUGGGCAUGCUCCCAGCCAACACCAUGGGAGUGGGCAUGGGCAUGGGCAUGGGCAUGGGCGGGGCGUGGUGGUGGCGCCGAUGGCGGGGCGCGUGGUGCGGGUGGCAUGUGGGGAGGGCGCAGCUGUGAGCAAGGGGGACGUGGUGGUCAUUCUCGAGUCGAUGAAGAUGGAGCAUUCAGUGAAGGCCCGGGUGUCGGGCACGCUAGCAGACGUGAGAGUGGCGGUGGGGCAGCAGGUGGCUGACGGCAUGCCUCUCUUCCGCGUGCUGCCGCCAGAGCAGAGCGCCUGACCGCUGCUUUAACUGUUGCCUCACAGUCCCACACUGCCAGUAGCUAGUGGCUGGCAGGCGUGAGGGCGGCGGUGGGGCAUGCCGCUGUUCUGCAUGCUUCCGCCAGAGGAGAGCGCCGGAUCAUAGCCUUGCUGCUACCAUGGUUGCUUCACUGUCUCGUGUUUCUUGUGUGUGUUGUUCGUGUUGUUUCACUACCCUGUGGCUAUUGGAGAGGGGGGAGGCAGUGGGGCAUCGGUGUUUGUUGGAUGUUGCUGCCGCGGGUGUACUCCCCACUAGCGCUAGUUACACGCAUCAUCCAUGCUGUAUAGUAUUCUCAUGGGAUUCAUUAUUUUGUGAAUAUAUUGUGUUUCUGAACAACCUUUCACCUUCCUUCAUCCCAACUCUGCA
This is a messenger RNA of Closterium sp. NIES-67, 3451 nucleotides long. The record is from the annotation of a GenBank genome assembly. NCBI's taxonomy places the organism in Eukaryota, Viridiplantae, Streptophyta, Zygnematophyceae, Desmidiales, Closteriaceae.